UUCAAAAAUAGUCAUAACUUGCUAGUGCCGCUGUCAAAGCGGGAAUGUAGAAAUCAAGUUUGUUGAUUCCAAGUGAUUGUACCUGAGUGCUACGCGGCCUUAUAAAUUAAUUUCACCAACCACAAUGCCGCCGAGUAGCCUUCGAGUGGUGUACGCGUUCGCUAGAGAAAUGCAUCCAAAAACGACCGACGUUUUCAUACAAUACGGCACUGCCGGAUUCCGUACCAAAGCCAGUCUUCUAGAACAUGUAGUUUACCGUAUGGGACUUCUCGCAGUGCUUCGUUCUCGAGUCAAAAAUGGUCGCACUAUUGGCAUCAUGAUAACCGCCUCGCACAACCUUGAACCAGACAACGGUGUGAAACUCGUCGACCCAGACGGUGAAAUGUUGGAACAGAGCUGGGAAGCAAUUGCAACGAGGCUCGCUAAUGUCAGCGACAAUGACUUAGAAUCAACAACCGGCGAAAUCAUUAAAGAGGUGAACUCGGAUAUGGCUUUAAAGGCAAGCGUCUACAUCGGCAUGGAUACAAGAUAUACAAGUCCCCGUCUCGCCGCGGCUGCGGUUCACGGAGUGAUGGCUCUGAAGGGAACAGCGAAGGAAUUUGGCAUCGUCACGACUCCCAUGCUGCACUUCUGUGUCAAGUGUCGCAACGAUAACACGUAUGGAACUCCCACCGAAGAAGGCUAUUAUGAAAAGAUUGUCGGUGCGUUCAAAAACAUCUGCCAGAAGUUACCCGUGGUCGGCGACUACAAUACCACGCUCUAUGUCGACGGCGCUAAUGGUGUAGGAGGGAAGAAACUGAACAUCAUCAAAAAGAGCUUAGACGGAGAACUCGAUCUGGUUCUCUAUAACCUCGGCGGGAAUGGCGGAAAAUUGAAUUUGAAUUGUGGUGCGGAUUUCGUCAAAGUAUCCCAGAAACCACCGGUUGGAGUUGAACAUGUGCCAUAUCAAAGAGUGGCUUCACUUGAUGGGGAUGGAGAUCGUCUUGUAUAUUAUUAUUUGGAUGACAAAAAUGAAAUGCAUUUACUCGACGGAGACCAGAUCGCGAUCCUCCUAGCGAGCUAUAUAACGGAGCUGUUGAAGUCCUGCGGAGCGCCAGAGCUUCGCCUCGGACUUGUUCAAACCGCGUACGCUAAUGGUGCUUCCACACGCUACAUUACUCAGGAUCUGAAAAUUCCAGUGACGUGCGUGAAGACUGGUGUAAAACAUCUCCACCACGCAGCGCUGUCGUACGACAUCGGGAUAUAUUUCGAGGCGAAUGGUCACGGGACUGUCGUUUACAGCAAAGAAGCCAAGAAUGUAGUCAGGAAGAUCGCUGAAGAAGGUGAAGCGGAACAAAGGAAAGCGGCUGCGCUGCUGUUGAACUUCAUCGACGUGACCAACGAGACGGUGGGCGACGCCAUAUCGGACCUGUUCCUCGUGGAGAGCGUGCUGCGCGCGCGCGGGAUGGACGUGCGCGCCUGGGCCGCGCUCUACCGCGACCUGCCCUGCCGGCAGCUCAAGGUCACCGUGCAGGAUCGAAAUGCAAUCUCAACGACUGACGCCGAACAGCAAUGCACGGCUCCCGAGGGUUUACAAACGAAGAUAAACGAGCUAGUGUCAAAAUACACAAGCGGUAGAUCGUUCGUCCGGCCGUCCGGAACUGAGGACGUAGUGCGAGUGUACUCUGAGGCGGACACGCAGGAGUCAGCAGAUAAAUUGGCAGCCGAAGUCGCCCAAGCAGUUUUCGAUUUAGCCGGAGGAGUCGGUGAUAGGCCGGAAUUACCUGAAUAGUUUAUUUAAUAUCUACAUUAUAGUGAUCUGAAAAUAUUAUUAAAUCAUAACUCAUACGACCCAAUUGGCAUAGUACUUUCUAAACGUUUUCAUUAUAUUUCAUCUUAUUUUAUUAGACAUUUUUAAUCAAUAUUAAUCAUUAGUAUAUAGAUGACCAAGUAGAAAACAUGACCUUAAAGUGACGUUUAUUCCUUGCGUAUUAAAAUAUUAUUAUAAAAUAAAAACGUCUUAUUGUAAUGUGAAGAUUAUUUUAUUAUAAUGUAUCCAAAUAUGGAAGAAUACUGAGAAUAAUUCAAAUAGAAAUGCAGUCACUGAAAUAUGCAGUAUUGUUGCCUUUGGAAAGAGCCAUGACGUCAUAUGCGCUCUGACGUCGGCGUGUCAUUUGUACUAGCAUAAACAUAUAUCUUAAUUUAAUUUUUGAAAUAUAUUUAAAUAAUUGCCUUUAAUUAAAAUACCCAAUUUAGCUAUUGUGGAUCUGAUAUUAAUGUCAUUUUCAGUCGUGUCGCAAAUUUUAAUAGUAAUUUAAGUAUCGAUCAACAUAAACAAUUAAAAUAUUUCAACACGAAUUAAAAUUAAAUGUGAUAUUCGAACUAGAGCUGCCAUAUUAUUCUUUAUAUUGUAAGAUGAUACAAAAAAAUUAUAGACUUUCGGAAAGGGGUAAAUGUAACUUUGUUUUUCACCGUCCAAUUUAAUAGAAUUUGAGAGCACUAAAUAAUAAAAAAAACUUUGUUUAAUGAUGUCUGUGAAAGUAACUAGUCUGAUGAGAUUAUAAACAAUACAACGCUUUACUAGUCGAGUAUAUUUCGAAUUUCUUUUACUAAUUUUUGAUGAAUAAUUUGAUUUUCUGUAUUAUAAUUUUAUGCACAAAAUAAAAGUUUUAUAAAAGGUUGUAUGAAUAAGUAAGAUAAAAACUGCUUAUAUAGUAUGUUAUGGUGGAAAUAAUACUUUCAAACAAAUAUGUAGUCAAUUAAAAAACCAAAAUCGAGUUUAAUUUGUAUUAUGUUAAUUUUAUUUGUAUGUAUGACUUUUUUAAUUAAUUUUUAUUUAAAAUAAAAAAAUGAUUUUAUUUAUGACUUGUGCAAUCCAGACGAAGAACUGAAAUAACAUGAUUACCAUCUAAAUAUAUUAUCAUAAUUUCCAGACAAAACAAAUAGUCUAUAGAAUAUUAACAAAAUAUAAUAUCACAAUUUAUAAUUAAGUUUGUAUGCAAUGAUUAAAAAGGGAACAGUGUACAUUAUACUUUAAAAGUAAUAUAAUAUAUAUAUGUAUUUAAUUAAGGUCUUUUCCAUUCGACGCUAAAUAAAACAACAAUAACAUUUAUAUUUUUGGUCAUGGUAAAAGUAUUAAUAUAUUAUAACAACUGCCAAUUACUUUACAUGAAAAUAAUAUAAUUUAAAAAAAAAAAAACUACAAAGAAGUUCUAACUGUAAUUUGCAUUUAUUUGGCGGCCAUUUUGAAAUUACAAUAUUUGUUAUUGUGUUCCAUGUUUAAAAUAAUCAUGUUGCUUGUUUUAAAAAGUUAUUAAUAAUGAUUUAUAUUAAUUUUAUAUAAACUUUUUUAAUUUUAUUGGUAUUCUAAAGUGCUGUUUGGAUUCCAUAAAAGCCUCGCAUACUAAAGACCUUAAACAUUAAUAACUUCUAAUAGGUUUUUUUUUAUUAUUUCAAGUAUAAUUAUAAGUUCAUUUUAUUUUUAAAUAAACAAAUUAGUACUAUAAGAUAAUAAUUUUUUAAACAAUUACGUAAUUUUUUUUAGAUUUUCUCCACAACUUCACUUUCAAAUUAAUUUAAAAGAAUAAUGUAUGCGGUAUAAAUCCGGUUAUAUUUUUACUAUAUAAGAAAAAUAGUAUAACCUUAUCCGUGGUAGCUAAUUUUUAUUUCUCAUACAUACUGUUUUUUAUAUAUUUUUUGUUAAUAAUUCAUUGAAUUUAGAGAUAAAAGUGUUAUUCUUAAUUCCAUACAGCAUUUGAUAAAUUAGUAAAGUAUUAAAAUAAAAAACAAUUGGGCAACUGUUUUUUCCAUUUUUUUUUUUAUUUACGAAUGGUUAUGUAGACAUAGAAAUAUGCUAAAAGUAUUUUAUCAAAAAUGCGAUAAAAAUACGAUACCAAUAUUUGUGACACAUUUAUCGCGUUUAUAUUUUGAUCUAGGUGUGGUUAAUCUCAAGCAUGCGAUAAACAAUUGUUUUUAUAAUAAACAUAUUUUUUUUCGAGUAGUUUUGUCUUAUACACCAAAAAUAUUAAUAGUAAUUUUUAUUUAAUGUAUUUUUAACAA
Messenger RNA from Nymphalis io (European peacock), 4038 nucleotides. It is a transcript of the gene nst, whose product is annotated as phosphoacetylglucosamine mutase. Bases 125 to 1771 code for a protein of 548 amino acids. The record is from RefSeq and is a predicted model, not a curated record. Gene Ontology annotation, molecular function: phosphoacetylglucosamine mutase activity. The transcript has 12 exons. NCBI's taxonomy places the organism in Eukaryota, Metazoa, Arthropoda, Insecta, Lepidoptera, Nymphalidae. Gene Ontology annotation, biological process: carbohydrate metabolic process; UDP-N-acetylglucosamine biosynthetic process.